AUGAAAGCGAAAGUAAACAUGGGGACAUGGAAUGUCCGCACGAUGUUUGAGCCCAGCAAGGCAGCCCAGAUUGCAAACGAGAUGAAGAGGUAUCACACUGAAGUGCUUGGAAUUUGCGAAAGCAGAUGGAGUGGAAGUGGACUUUCCAAACUGUCAACUGGAGAGGAGUCAAUAAUCUACUCCGAUACUGUCACCCAGACGACAACCACGAACACUGAGUUUUGGAGUGGCUAUCAUGAUAUCCCCAACAGCAUCGAAGGCCCUCAUGCAGUGUGAACCAAUCUCCUCCAGCAUAAGGAUCAUGACAGCAAGGUUGAACUCAAAAGGAAGGAAGGUCACAAUCAUACAAUGUUACUCUGAGCACCUACAAAUAAUGCAGAGCAA
Molecule: messenger RNA, 384 nt
Organism: Heterobilharzia americana
Lineage: Eukaryota; Metazoa; Platyhelminthes; Trematoda; Strigeidida; Schistosomatidae
Source: the annotation of a GenBank genome assembly